GAACUAUUUGAAUAAUGCCAUGAGCGUUCUGCCAGAUCUGAUGUUCUCGGAAGGAGACAUGCUGGGCAUCCAAGCGAUCAUUGGGAUGGCCAGUCUGUAUAACUCGAUGUUGUCCUUCAAGACCUCUUCGAUGCUGCUCUCCAUUGCGGUAAGACUUGCACAAGCAAGAGGCUUCCACCGUCGGGAUGAUACCCAGCCCACCGAAGUAGCAACCGCGCGACAGAAUACCUUUUGGAUUGCAUAUAUCUUGGAUAAAGGGACCAGUAUCCGAUUCGGGCAACCUCCCAUGAUAGACGAUGAUGAAAUCGGCAUUGACCUGCCCUCAACCGGGGCCGCCAGUGGUCCAGGAAGCCAUAGGGGGCUGCCGGAAGCGUCAUUCCUGCGCUGGAUGGCCGAAUUGGCGUUGAUACAGAGCAAGUUAUGCAAGUGGCUCUUUUCCGCGCGAUACCGUACGAAGCCAGCCAACCAGCGAUUGCACUGGACGGAUGAGCUACACCGUCUGUUAGAUGCCUGGAAAGCCGCGCUUCCCGAAAGACUCACUCUGAACUACUAUAAGAGUCAUAGCAAUGAUCGUAUCGAUCCCGUGCUAAACUUGCACAUGAACUACUAUUACACCGUCAUCUGCUUGCAUCGAGCCUCCUUAGGGAUCUCCCUGGAGCCGGAGCUCGAGAAAGCCCUCAAACAGAACUUCCUGAAGAAGGCCGAGCUGGGUGCCAGGCUUUGUCUUUCGUCGUCACGAGCAACGCUUGACUUGCUCAAGUACGGGAACGGGGCCCUGAUUAUGCAUUGGAUGACAUCGUGGUCAAUCGCUUUCCAUGUCCUCAUCGCUGCAUUCGUGUUGUUCGUCUACACGAUCGACAACCCAUCUUCCCCCGAAGCUCGGUCCAAUGUGGGCUAUCUGCGGCUAUUCGCCAAGUCGGUGCACCAAUCGCCCUUUGUCGGCAUCUCGCCCACUGGAAAUGGUCUGGUCGCGCUGGCCGAUGUGUUUGUGGACAUUGCCAUGUCCGCGAUCAGCGAGCGUGGUGGUGCACAUGCUGCUCCUUGCUCCCCUCCCUCCAUCCAAACCCCGGCGGCCACGUUGCCUGUUUCGGUGCCAGACGUUGCCCUUGGUGAUGCGGGAAUGAUUCCCAUGGUCCCUGGCGACCUGGAGGUUGACACGGAAUCCUUCCCCUCAGUGGAGGUAGCUUCGAAUAUUUUUGAUUGGUUCUUCCAACAGAGUUCUGCAUAAUAGAUGGGGACGUCCUUCCAAAUAAUACUCCACUUCCUUAUCAAACCAACUUGGUAACAAAGACUAAACGAAGCAAAGUGAGGGUAAGGGAGGUCCGACCCUUUUUCUCUCGGGUGAUUGUUUCACCCUCACCUCCGGCCACGGCCAUUGAUUAUGGAAACAGAACUUGAAACUGAAAGAUUUUAGGGAACAAACUUCCUGAAUCGAGACCA
Molecule: messenger RNA, 1440 nt
Organism: Aspergillus saccharolyticus JOP 1030-1
Lineage: Eukaryota; Fungi; Ascomycota; Eurotiomycetes; Eurotiales; Aspergillaceae
Product: fungal specific transcription factor domain-containing protein
Exons: 3
Coding region: 20-1228 (402 amino acids)
Biological process (GO): DNA-templated transcription
Molecular function (GO): zinc ion binding; DNA binding
Source: RefSeq, a predicted model, not a curated record